Molecule: messenger RNA, 198 nt
Organism: Penicillium antarcticum
Lineage: Eukaryota; Fungi; Ascomycota; Eurotiomycetes; Eurotiales; Aspergillaceae
Exons: 1
Coding region: 1-198 (65 amino acids)
Source: RefSeq, a predicted model, not a curated record
AUGAUCCUGAAGUACGUUGAAGAGAGGCACCACUACAUAUUCGAGGACCUGAACCAUGAAAAGCGUCUCAAUAUCAAGGACAGCCAGCUGGAGAACCUCAAGGCUUACCUGAAUCGGGUCUCUUUACAAUCCCUGUCUCUUUCUCGUGGCCAUCCCUCACAUAUGGAACAGGACCUUGAAGAAAAAAAUCUUGUCUGA